CUUUUAACACAGUUCUAAUUCUGAAAUCAAUUCGUAAUUUUCAAUCAUGACGACUUUUCCGAAAUAAUAGGAUUCGCAUGUCCUGCACAUGGACGCAUGUGUAUGGUUCGGCGUGAUCCGCAAUAGGCUCUACAUAACCUUAAUUUCUGUCAUAACCUAAAAGUUAAUGACUGUGAGUGAGUGUGACCAUACAAAACAGGACUUUUAUUGUCAUCAUGAAUAAGAUACACCGUCUCGAGAAAACAUUAACGUAUUUACGAUCUCUGAGUGUUUUGAGAGUGAAUUUCUUGUGCACGAGAAGUUUCUGUACAAAUAAGAAUUCAGAAGAGCAAAGCAACGAUUCGCACUCGAAGACUGUGGAGCACGGCAUCGAGAAGCAGCAAGUUGUAACGCAAACGAAAGAAAACGCAGAAGCAUCGGAAUCUGAAGCAAAAUUGAGCGGCUUUGCGCAAAGUUACAAAAAGUUCUCACACAUUGACGAUAAAAAGCCAGAAACGCCGCGGACGUUUGCUUCCUUGGUUCGAAAUUCAAAGUUUGUCGAUUUGGGCGACCCCGAAGGGAAAAUCGUAACUGGUGAGAUAUUUCAUGUGGUUGGCGAUGACUUGUACAUCGAUUUUGGAUGGAAGUUUCACUGUGUUUGUCAAAAACCUAUCAAGAAUGGACAAUAUUAUGUGAGAGGAUCUAAAGUUCGGUUAAGGAUAAAGGAUUUGGAACUUUCUUCCAGAUUCUUAGGUGCUGUCACAGAUAUAACUCUUCUGGAAGCUGAUUGCACUUUAGUUGGCUUGAUAUCGUCACCAUUACAAGUGGCAGAACAAAGAACAAGGAUGGCUAGAAAACCGAGAAUACAAGACUUUUAAUAAUAUUAAUUUUGUAAUAUUAUUAGAGUCGUAAUUUAAUAUUUUUUAAAUAUAAUAUCCAUACUAAUUCAAAAUUAAAUCUGCAGUAAUUUUUCUCUAAUUAACAUAUAGAUUAUAUAAAUGUUAUUUUACAAUA
This is a messenger RNA of Solenopsis invicta (red fire ant), 993 nucleotides long. It is a transcript of the gene mRpS28, whose product is annotated as 28S ribosomal protein S28, mitochondrial. Gene Ontology annotation, cellular component: mitochondrial small ribosomal subunit. Bases 216 to 857 code for a protein of 213 amino acids. Lineage: Eukaryota; Metazoa; Arthropoda; Insecta; Hymenoptera; Formicidae. The transcript has 3 exons. The record is from RefSeq and is a predicted model, not a curated record.